This is a messenger RNA of Cucurbita maxima (winter squash), 1235 nucleotides long. RefSeq names its product probable plastid-lipid-associated protein 13, chloroplastic. Bases 182 to 973 code for a protein of 263 amino acids. The record is from RefSeq and is a predicted model, not a curated record. NCBI's taxonomy places the organism in Eukaryota, Viridiplantae, Streptophyta, Magnoliopsida, Cucurbitales, Cucurbitaceae. The transcript has 7 exons.
GACACGCGGUCGCAAUUGAUUGGCCAAGAAGAAUCUCUCCGGUGCAGAGGCAAUGCUGUAGAUUUCUCCCCCAUUGCCACACUCCUCCGCUCUCUCUCUCUCUCUCUCUUCCGAACUCCGGAACCGUUCUUCACAAUUUCCAUCUCUCAAUUGCUGUUACAGCUGAAAGCGAUCCUCUCCAAUGGCGUCUCUACACGCUUCUCUCCCUUCAGUCUCAUCAAUUCGUUUCCGUCGUCCACCGCUGGUUUCUCCCAGCACUCUAACUUCCUUGGCUCUGCAGUCCAGAUUGCCGUCCAAUGGUCGUUGCCGGAGAAUUCUCCGCAGGCGGUUCUGUAGAGCUAUGGUUCAGCAGGCCGCACAAGGAUCUCCGGCGAUAUAUGCCAAGGAGAUGGAGAGACUCUCUGCUAAAGAAUCGCUACUGUUGGCUUUCAAAGAUGCUGGUGGUUUUGAGGCUUUAGUUACUGGAAAAACAACGGAUAUUCAGCGAAUUGAUGUGAAUGAGAGAAUAACUGGUCUUGAGCGUCUUAAUCCAACUUCUCGACCAACAACGUCCCCUUUUCUGGAAGGUAGAUGGAAUUUUGAAUGGUUUGGUUCUGGAAGUCCAGGAUUUGCUGCUACGUUAAUAUUUCAGAGAUUUCCGUCAACUCUGGCUAAUUUGUCAAAACUGGACGCUUUUAUCAAAGAUGGAACUGCUAGGAUUACUGCUAAUGUUAAGCUAUUAAACGCGAUAGAGAGUAAAGUUAUUUUGUCCACCAAGUUAUCUGUGGAGGGACCCUUACGACUGAAAGAGGAAUAUAUUGAAGGGAUACUUGAAACACCUUCUGUUAGUGAACAAGCAGUACCAGAACAGCUGAAAGGCUUAUUUAAUCAGGCAGUCAACACAAUGCAGCAACUUCCAGUUCCUAUCAAAGAUGUCCUUGCCAGUGGGCUAAAAGUUCCUCUAAGUAUGCUGGAUCUUAUCAGAGGCUCAUGAUGAUUUCUUAUCUUGAUGAGGAAAUUCUAAUUAUUAGGGAUACUUCUGGCGUGCCUGAAGUUCUUACAAGGCUGGAGUCUCCUCCAUCUCCCCUGGAGCCAAGCACGACAGACUAUGAAAGCUAGUGUAAUCUUUCUUUAAUGCACUUCCAUUAUAAAUAAUUAAUUCCAUCUCUCACUCUCUCCCUGUCAGGUUCUUUUGCCUUUUCCUCCCACACACUUCCAAUUUAUGAAUGACAUAGCAAUUGAAAAAUUCUUUAGUC